Molecule: messenger RNA, 288 nt
Organism: Tetrahymena thermophila SB210
Lineage: Eukaryota; Ciliophora; Oligohymenophorea; Hymenostomatida; Tetrahymenidae
Product: C-Myc-binding protein, putative
Exons: 4
Source: RefSeq, a predicted model, not a curated record
AUGGAAUUUUAAGUUACUGAUGCAGACAAAGAAAAAUUUAGAAAAUAUGUUGAAAGAUCAGGCGCAAUUGAUUAAUUAGUGAGAGCAUUAGCACAAGUUUAUGAUUCGCAAUAGGAAAGUUAAGAUUUAGGUUUAACAACAUUUAAAAAAGCAAUGGGAGUUAAUGUUGAUGUGGAUGCUGAAAAAUUACAAGCCGAUUAUAAUAAAUUAAAAGAAGAAAAUUUUAGAUUGAAAAAGUUAAUAGAUCAAUUAUAAUUUGAAAUUGACACAAAAAAGAAUGCCUAAUGA